Syzygium oleosum is the source of this 1013-nucleotide messenger RNA. RefSeq names its product polyadenylate-binding protein 2. NCBI's taxonomy places the organism in Eukaryota, Viridiplantae, Streptophyta, Magnoliopsida, Myrtales, Myrtaceae. Gene Ontology annotation, molecular function: RNA binding. The transcript has 6 exons. The coding region runs from base 90 to 758 and encodes 222 amino acids. The record is from RefSeq and is a predicted model, not a curated record.
CUUAUUCAUGUACUCUCCCGUUUCUGUGCCGAAGCUCGUCGCAGAGACCACGGAUUCAGCUGUGUGAGGCUCGAGGAGAGAGAGCGAGGAUGGAAGAAGAAGAGCACGAGGUGUACGGCGGAGAGAUCCCCGUGGAGGGCGAGAUGGAGGGCGACCUGGACGCCGCCCACCACGCCGACGUCGACAUGUCCACCGCCGACGACGACGCCGUCAAGGAGCUGGAUGAGAUGAAGAAGAGGCUGAAGGAAAUGGAAGAGGAGGCUGCUGCCCUCCGCGAGAUGCAAGCCAAGGUCGAGAAGGAAAUGGGUGGUGUCCAAGAUCCUGCUAGUGCAGCUGCUUCUCAGGCAAGCAAGGAGGAAGUCGAUUCCAGAUCUGUGUUUGUUGGAAAUGUUGAUUAUGCUUGUACCCCUGAAGAAGUGCAGCAACAUUUUCAAUCGUGUGGUACAGUCAACCGAGUGACAAUUCUUACUGAUAAAUUCGGCCAUCCAAAGGGCUUUGCUUAUGUUGAGUUCCUUGAAGUUGAAGCUGUUCAGGAGGCUCUCGUUCUGAACGAAUCUGAAUUGCAUGGACGUCAGCUGAAGGUUUUGCCAAAACGGACCAAUGUUCCUGGGAUGAAGCAGUACUUCCCAAGACGCUUUAACCCGUAUGCAGGUUACAGGUUCCGGAGGCCGUAUGUACCUCCUUAUUUCUACUCUCCGUAUGGAUAUGGGAAGGUUCCCAGGUUCAGAAGGCCGGCGCGCUACAUGCCUUAUUACUAGAAGUCAUGCAUCGUCUGUUGGCGCUCUCGCAAUUCUUCGAAAAGUGGGUACUUCCACAAUAUGUUCCGUUUCAUUCGGGAGAUGCAUCUAGCGGAACUGCAUGUUCAUUAGACUCUGCUCCUAAAUAUUGUCGACCAAAUGACUUGAGAGAUUAUAAGUCUGGAUUAUUGGCUGUGACUUCUAGACAUUUCUCCGUGAUCAUAGCUAAAAUUUAAAGCAGCUUCGAGAGGCAUGCCUUUUUUCUCUCUUUUCUCA